Castor canadensis (American beaver) is the source of this 960-nucleotide messenger RNA. RefSeq names its product olfactory receptor 8K3-like. Lineage: Eukaryota; Metazoa; Chordata; Mammalia; Rodentia; Castoridae. Gene Ontology annotation, molecular function: G protein-coupled receptor activity; olfactory receptor activity. Gene Ontology annotation, biological process: G protein-coupled receptor signaling pathway. Gene Ontology annotation, cellular component: membrane. The record is from RefSeq and is a predicted model, not a curated record.
AUGGAGAAGCACAAUCUCACAGUGGUGAGAGAAUUCAUUCUGGUGGGCAUCACAGAUCGUCCUGAGCUGCAGGCUCUGUUAUUUGUGCUGUUCCUCAACAUCUAUGUGAUCUCAGUGGUGGGCAACUUGGGCAUGAUCAUCCUUACCAAGGUGGACUCCAGGCUACAGACCCCAAUGUACUUUUUUCUUAGACAUCUGGCUUUCACAGAUCUUGGUUAUUCAACAACUGUGGUUCCAAAAAUGUUAGUAAAUUUUGUUGUAGAUCAAAAUACAAUUUCCUAUUAUCUUUGUGCUAUACAACUAGCUUUCUUUCUUGUCUUUAUUGUUAGUGAACUUUUUAUUCUGUCUGCAAUGUCCUAUGACCGCUAUGUGGCCAUCUGUAACCCACUGCUCUACACAGUCAUCAUGUCACAAAGGGUAUGUAAUGUACUAGUGUCAAUUCCCUAUCUCUACUGCACAUUUGUGUCUCUUCUAGUCACCACAAAGAUUUUCACUUUACCCUUCUGUGGCUACAACGUCAUCAGGCAUUUCUACUGUGACAGUAUCCCCUUGUUAUCUUUACUUUGCUCAAAUACUCAUGAAAUUGAAUUGAUCAUUCUAAUCUUAGCAGCUUUUGAUUUGAUUUCCUCUCUUCUGAUCGUCCUUGUGUCCUACCUGCUCAUCAUUAUAGCCAUUCUCAGAAUGAACUCUGCAGAAGGCAGGCGUAAGGCUUUCUCCACCUGUGGGUCCCACCUGACAGUGGUUAUUGUCUUCUAUGGGACUUUGAUAUUCAUGUAUGUGCAGCCCAAGUCCAGUCACUCCUCCAACACUGAUAAAGUGGCUUCCAUCUUUUACACCUUGAUUAUCCCCAUGUUGAAUCCCUUGAUCUAUAGCUUGAGGAACAAAGAUGUAAAAUGUGCUUUACAAUGGACAUGGAAUAACUUAUGCAAUUUGUUUUCAUUAUCUUGUCAUAAAAUAUGA